This is a messenger RNA of Triticum aestivum (bread wheat), 1621 nucleotides long. Its product is annotated as ATP-dependent RNA helicase MAK5-like. NCBI's taxonomy places the organism in Eukaryota, Viridiplantae, Streptophyta, Magnoliopsida, Poales, Poaceae. The transcript has 2 exons. The coding region runs from base 552 to 1484 and encodes 310 amino acids. The record is from RefSeq and is a predicted model, not a curated record.
CUGAUCUGGGCCUCUGCUCUGCGUGGAGGCAUGGACCAGACGGAAGCCCUGCCCGACGACACGCUCACCAACGUCCUCGGCCGCCUUCCGCCGUGCGACCUCGCCGCGUCCCGCUGCGUCCGCAGGACGUGGUGUGCCGUCGUCGACACCCACCGCCUCUUGGUGCCGCACCUGCUCCCGCACUCGCUGCACACGGUAUCUUCGUCAACUACAUCGACUACAAUCGCCCGCGCUACUUCGCCCGCCCCUCGGCGCAGAAGCCCGCGAUCGGCUGCAACCUAGACUUCUUGCCUGGUUAUGCCCAUGAUUACGAGCCAAUCGCCGAUCACUGCAACGGUCUCUUGCUUUAUGGGGGUCAGACGGACUCGUUGUACGUGGCCAACCCCGCCACAAGACGGUGGGAAGAUCUCUGCCGCAAGGGUGGCGACUGCAAGAGGAACCCAUACCUUGUGUUCGACCCUGCAGUCUCACCCCACUAUGAGGUGUUUUCGAUCCCGUAUGUACCCGUGGAUCCUGCACAAGAUUCCACGGAAUGGCCACCAUCCUCGUGGAUGUUAGAUGUAUUCUCGUCUAGUACAAGGCAAUGGUACCAGACGUCUUUUCUCCGCCAAGGCGAGGCUAUGGGGACAGUGGCUACUGCUCGACUAGAUCCUAUGAUGCCGUGGUCGGGCGGUCCAAGGUGGCGCUAUAGUGUGUAUUGGCGAGGAUCACUUUAUGUUCAUUGCAGAGGUGUGUUUGUCGUGAGAUUAUCUUUGUCAGAUGGCAAGUACCAAGUAAUUAAAAUGCCAAUGAAUAUUGCAAAAGGCCAACAGGGUAUGUAUCUUGGAAAAUCAGAAAAAGGGGUAUACCUCGCAAUGAUGACACAUGAUACAGUACAUCGACUCCGGGUUUAUAAUCUUGUUGAAUCAAGCAAACAGAUCAACUGGGUGUUGAAGUAUGAUGUUGAUCUUGAGCCAUGGACAACGGAAUGGUUGGACAACCUCAAGGGGUUUGACAAAACUUGGAAGCUAGAUGAAGGAGAUGACGAUGUGGACGAGGGCGAAGAAGAAGAAGAAGAAGAAGAAGAAGAAGAAGAAGAAGAAGAAGAAGAAGAAGAAGAAGAAGAAGAAGAGGAGGAGGAAGAAGACGAAGAGGAAGAAGAAGAAGAAGAAGAAGGAGAAAAUCAAGGAAUGCUAAAGGGGGAUAAUCUGGAAUGGGACUCCGACUAUGAUAAUGUUCUGGAUCUUAAAGAUGGUAGGGGAGGCUUCUUUAGGCAUGUCGACUGCCUUGGCUUUCACCCGUACAACGAGGUUGUUUUCUUGGAUUUAUCAUUUAAAGUAGUGGCUUAUCAUUUGAAAACCUCGAUGGUUCAGAAUCUAGGCAACAUCCGCCCAAGUGAUUACCACCUUGCACACACAAAUGGCAUGUACGGAUUAUUUCCGUACACUCCUUGCAUGAUUGGGGAACUUCGAGAGCACGCUUCAAGGAGUCAUCGUGGACAUUAGCACAUUUUAACUGUUUAGCUACAUCAGUUUAAGGAAUGAUAAGCCUUCUCCAAUUUACUUUUAUUGACGUUGGUUACGCGGAACAAGGGUCCUGCAUAUUAUUUAGACGAUUCAAGGUUCAAGUCAAGUGUCGAGAA